AUGGGGGGCAUUGGAAAAACAACUUUAGAAAAAGAAGUUUACAAUGAUGCAUCUAUUCGAAUUCAUUUUGAUGUUCAUUCUUGGGCUUCUGUAUCUCAACAACACGAUGUCAAGGAAAUUUUGCUGAGCCUUUUGCGUUGUACAAAGGGUGACAAAUUUUACUUGUACACUAAGGGAGAGCUGGAAGAUAUGCUACAAAAGAGUUUAAAGGGUAAGAGAUAUUUAAUUGUAUUGGAUGAGAUGUGGGAUAGUGAAGCAUGGUAUGCUGUGAGAUUAUGUUUUCCAAUUGAAAACAAUGGGAGUCGAAUAUUCCUAACGACCCGUAACAAUGAAGUAGCUUGUUUUGCUGGUACAGGAAGUCUUUCUUUGCAGAUGGAUUUAAUGGGUCCGGAUGAGACUUGGAGUCAUUUUGAAAGUAUUGCAUUUUCCAAUGAAGUACUACCAUCUGAGUUCAAGAUUACUGGGAAGCAAAUUUUUGACAAAUGCCACUGGUUACCACGAACUAUUGACGUGGUUGCUGGGCUUCUCAAAUCUAAAAAGACAAUAGAAUAUUGGGAAAAUAUUGCUAAAGAUGUUAAGUCAAUCACAAAUGAUCCUGAUAAACAAUGUUUGGAUGUGUUGGGAUUGAGUUACAAUCACUUGACCAAAGACAAAGAGAUUUCAGUGAAGAGAUUGGUGAGAUUAUGGAUGGCUGAGGGGUUCCCGAAGUUGGAAAAUGAAUUGGAAGGAGAGGCCGAGAAGUGUUUGCAAGAGCUUGUUGAUAGAUGUCUAGUUCUUGUCAGCAAGAGAAGUCUUGAUGAGCCUAAAAUUAGAUCAUGUAAGGUUCAUGAUCUAAUACAUGACCUGUGCUUGAGAGAAUUUACUCAAAGCCAAGAUGUUUUCGUCUUGAAUGAUAUUCUGCCUUAUGAUAUGUGCUCAGAUGAAGCUCAAAGCUCAAAUCCUGUUCCUCUAGAAUAUUGUCGUCUUGGUAGGCAUGGAAUUUGGCUAUUUAAACAAUGGACUGGUUAUUGGCCGGGUCAUUAUAGGGUCCUUCUUAACCCGGAAUAUCAUCAUCAUUUGAUAAGGGGACAGACAACUGAUGAUGACAACAAUCUCUUGAAACGAACUCGUUCCAUUUUCUCAAGAUUACUAUACCUCAUUUGGUUGAGGCACCUUUCAAUGUCUGGGUACUUUCGUGUACAUCCAACUAUUCGUAAUUUAUGCAAUCUACAAACAUUCAUAGCUAAAUGGCAAUGCACACCAACUUUUCCACAACAAAUUUGGGGACUACUAGAAUUAAGGCAUCUCGAAACGGACUCUAUUGAUUUUCCAAAUCCCCCAAGUUUACUUGUCAAGGAAGAGAGGUUCUUCGUUUUUUCGAACAUACAUACUAUUUCUGGAAUAUAUCCACGUUGUUGCAUAGAAGAGGUUAUGUCAGGGAUUACGAAUGUUAAAAAGUUAGGACUAUGUGGAAAUGAAGAGGAUUAUGUAUGUUUUCAAGAAUCUAGAUUUUUCAACAAUUUCUUCCAUCUUCAUCAACUUGAAACAUUAAGUUUUCAAGUCAAUCGAUAUUUGAACCUGGACAAUGUAUUGACCAUUCCAAGUUCAAAAGCCUUUCCAGCGACAAUCAAGAAGUUAAAGUUGAUCAAUACUGGUCUAAGUUGGGAGGACUUGAACAUCAUAGGUGAAUUGCCUAACCUCGAGAUGCUGAAGCUGAAAAAUGGUGCUUUUCUUGGUGAUGAAUGGCAUCCAAUUGAAGGGGAAUUUGCUCGGUUGAAAGUUUUGCAACUUUACCGGAAUGAACCCAAGUACUGGAAAGCCACAAAUGACACUUCCCUAUCCUUGAGCGACUUAUUAUUACAUCUUGCUCUGAAUUGGAUGAGUUACCCGUUGAGUUUGCAGAAAUCAACUCACUAUAACUAA
Capsicum annuum is the source of this 1902-nucleotide messenger RNA. RefSeq names its product putative late blight resistance protein homolog R1B-17. The transcript has 3 exons. Bases 1 to 1902 code for a protein of 633 amino acids. Lineage: Eukaryota; Viridiplantae; Streptophyta; Magnoliopsida; Solanales; Solanaceae. Gene Ontology annotation, molecular function: ADP binding. The record is from RefSeq and is a predicted model, not a curated record. Gene Ontology annotation, biological process: defense response to other organism.